Impatiens glandulifera is the source of this 1349-nucleotide messenger RNA. Its product is annotated as glucose-6-phosphate 1-dehydrogenase, chloroplastic-like. Lineage: Eukaryota; Viridiplantae; Streptophyta; Magnoliopsida; Ericales; Balsaminaceae. Gene Ontology annotation, biological process: pentose-phosphate shunt, oxidative branch; glucose metabolic process. The transcript has 4 exons. Gene Ontology annotation, molecular function: glucose-6-phosphate dehydrogenase activity; NADP binding. The record is from RefSeq and is a predicted model, not a curated record. Gene Ontology annotation, cellular component: chloroplast stroma. Bases 678 to 1349 code for a protein of 223 amino acids.
UUAAUGAAAUCUCAUUGUAGGAUGGGAGAGUUUCUAAUCGCCUUUUCUAUUUAUCAAUCCCACCAAAUGUAUUCGUAGAUGCUGUGAGAUGCAUCAGCCUCUAUGCUUCGUCUGAAAAUGGUUGGACGAGGGUCAUUGUAGAGAAGCCCUUUGGUAGGGAUACUGAAUCUUCAGCUGCCCUGACUAGAGAUUUGAAGCAAUAUCUGAAAGAAGAUCAAAUUUUCAGGUGUAGCAAUUAUGAAUUUUGUUUUUGUGGGGGAGAAAACUAUGGAAUAGGAAAAACCAAAAUAAAGGACCUCCAUUUUAUUACACAGGAUAGACCACUAUCUUGGGAAGGAGCUUGUGGAAAAUUUGUCGAUUCUUCGCUUUUCCAAUCUGAUUUUUGAACCACUAUGGUCAAGGCAGUAUAUAAGUAAUGUGCAGCUAAUCUUUUGCGAAGAUUUUGGUACUGAAGGAAGAGGAGGAUAUUUUGAUAAUUACGGGAUAAUUAGAGACAUAAUGCAGAACCAUCUCCUUCAAAUACUAGCUCUCUUUGCUAUGGAACCUCCUGUCAGCUUAGAUGCUGAAGAUGUUAGGAAUGAGAAGGUCUUUCUUUUCUUUGGUUUGUCUGUUAAAGUAAAUUCUAUUUUUUUUAACCUGAAAUUUUGAAUGCUCAUAAGGUAAAAGUUCUUCGGUCAAUGAGACCUUUGCAACUGGAGGAUAUUGUUAUAGGACAAUACACAAGCUCUACAAGAGAAGGGAUAACGUAUCCAGGAUAUAUAGACGAUAAAACUGUGCCAAAAGACAGCCUUACACCUACAUUUUCCGCAGCUGCCCUUUUCAUCAACAAUGCUAGAUGGGACGGAGUUCCAUUUCUUAUGAAAGCCGGAAAAGCUUUGCAUAAGAAGAGUACAGAGAUCCGGGUACAGUUCAGAAAGGUGCCAGGCAAUAUAUUCAAUAAAAAUUCAAGGAGAGAUGUAGAAGUUGGAACAAAUGAGCUUGUGAUCCAUGUGCAGCCAGAUGAAGCUAUUUGCUUGAAGAUCAAUAACAAGGUCCCUGGAGUGGGAAUGAAAUUGGAGUGCAGUAACCUAAACCUUCUAUACUCUGCAAGAUACUUGAAGGAGAUCCCAGAUGCAUACGAACGGUUAGUAUUGGAUGCAAUUGAGGGGGAGAGAAGAUUGUUCAUCAGAAGCGACGAAUUAGAUGCUGCAUGGUCUCUUUUCAGCCCUGUAUUGAAGGAGUUGGAAGAACAGAAAAUUAUCCCAGAGUAUUAUGAUUAUGGUAGCCAAGGCCCAUUUGGGGCAGACUUUCUAGCAGCAAAAUAUGGUGUUUCAUGGGGCAAUGAUCAUUCACCAGACAACAACUUAUGA